Messenger RNA from Drosophila melanogaster (fruit fly), 3553 nucleotides. It is a transcript of the gene dnr1, whose product is annotated as defense repressor 1. NCBI's taxonomy places the organism in Eukaryota, Metazoa, Arthropoda, Insecta, Diptera, Drosophilidae. Gene Ontology annotation, cellular component: cell periphery; cytoplasm; anchoring junction. Gene Ontology annotation, biological process: neuron differentiation; animal organ morphogenesis; protein ubiquitination. The record is from RefSeq and is marked reviewed. Gene Ontology annotation, molecular function: ubiquitin protein ligase activity. The transcript is spliced from 4 exons.
AUUCUAUGUUUGGCAGCUCUGUGUUAAACACCGAAUACUCUGAAACAAAAACAACAAGGAUAUCCGUGAAAUCGCCGGGAAAAAAAUAUAUCACGAAGUAAUAUUUUUAUUUUUGCACAAAAAUUUACCACUGCAUACAAACUACAACGCGUUUUGCAACAAUAAACAAGCUAAAAUCAAAUUGGAGAAACCAACAACUGUAGCAACAAUCAAAAAAGUUUACGUGAAAUUCGAGCGUAAAAAUGUGUACAAAAUUCCAAAAGUGCAAAUAUAUUUAAAUUACCCCGCAGUGCUCAACGUUCAAAGUUAACAAACAGAAAACAAGUCACAUAAUUGCAAAUAAAAUUAAAACAGUUACCCAGACUGAAGCAAAAAACGCGGUGCAACCUGUAGCGCUUCAAUUCCGAUUGUGAUUUUGAAUACACACCACGGCUUUUGUGCAAACAAGCCGGAAGCAAAUCCCAAAUGCAAUUGUUUUGAACCGCAGCUGAGCGGAGCUUUUACCUGUUGGACAAGAAAUCAAACGGCAGCGUUAGCACAGAAAAGGCCAAAAGAUGUGGUGCAUUGUCAACCUGCCCAACGGCACCCAACAAGCCGUCAAGUGGGAUCCCAAAGCCAAUGGUCAGGAGUGUCUGGAGAAGGUCUGUCGCGCAAUGAACAUCAUCUGCGAGAUGGAGUACUUCGGCCUGGAGCACUGGACGCCCAACCAGAAGGAGUCGCAGACGCGCCAGUGGAUCAAUCUGCGCAAUCGGCUAUCCGGCGACAGUGGCAGCAGCGGCAGCGGCAUCCAGCUGAUGCUGGCGCUGCGGGUCAAGUUCUGGGUGCCGGUGCACUUCAUCCUGCAGGAGAGCGUGCGUAAUUUGUUCUACAUGCAGGCCAGGCGGGAUCUGCUCGAGGGACGGCUCACUGCGCCGGACUGGAGUGGAGCGGCCAAGUUGGCGGCGCUGCUCUGCCAGGCGGAUGGUCUGCGAUUCAAUGAGUCGUCGCUGAAGGCCGACUGCCCGAUGCGAAUGAGGCGGGAGUUGGCGCAACAGCAGCAGCAGCAACAGCAGCAGGCGCAGCAGCAUAGGUUGGAGCAGCAGCGCAAGGAGAAGGAGCAUGUGCUGAGCUUCAAGAAGCGCCGCCUGUCCAAGCAGAAGUCCAUGGAGCACAUCGAGGUCUGUACGCUGCCAGCGGCAAGCACCACCAGCUGCAGUCUCCAGCCCUCGCCAUCCGCAUCCGCCUCAGCAUCUGCAUCCGCCUCAGCAUCUGCAUCCGCCUCCACAUCCGCCUGCUCGCAAACCCACUCGAACAGCAGCUCGAGCAGCCCCAGCAACAGCAGCAGCCAGACGGGCCUGGACGAGCGACUGGCCAGCAAUCCGCUCCGCGUCUACGAGGAGUACUUCAUGCAGCCGAGCUGCGAGGGUGAGCCACCGGCGGACUAUCUGCGCCAAAUAGCCGUGGAGCACGGCAAGCUGGCCAAGCUGCAGAUGAGCCUCAAGACGGCCAAGUACUGGCUGCUCAAGUCCAUCCAGGAUCUCGAAGGCUACGGCGAGGAGCUCUUUAGCGGCGUGACCACCAACGAGAGUGCCACGCGCUGCGACAUUGCGGUGGGCGCCCAUGGCAUCACCGUCUGCCGGGGGGGCGAGAAACAGAGCAUCCCCUUUGGCGCCAUCGCUGCGGCCAAGUCGCUGCGUCGCACUUUCAAGUUGGAGUACGUGGAUGACCACAACGAUCGCAAGGAGCUGGAGAUCAAGCUGCCCAAGCAGCCGAUCGCCGCGGGCCUGUACCGCUCCAUCACGGAGCGCCACGCCUUCUACGUGUGCGACAAGGUGCGCGGAGUGGUGACCAAUCAGUUUACCCGGGAUCUCAAGGGCACCAUCGCCUCCAUGUUCAUGGAGAAUACGGAGCUGGGCAAGCGCUAUGUCUUCGACAUUCAGCACACGUGUCGCGAGGUGCACGACCAGGCGAGGAGGACUCUCCACGAGCGGGGCGGCGAUCUGGUGGCGGAGGGAGCCGAGGGAUGCUCUGCUGUCGCUGGAGGAUUGGGCGCCUCUGCCGUCGGCGAGCCGGGCGUCAGCCCAUGGGCCAUGGCCCUGACGACUGGUGCCGGCGGCUCCAUGGCCGGCAAGAUAGAUUUGGCCAUACGCGAGAAGGAGGCGCGUGAGGCGGCGAUUGAGCGUUGCGUGGACACGCGCAUCUCGGAGGCCAUGCAGUGCAAGAUCUGCAUGGACCGCGCCAUCAACACAGUGUUCAAUCCGUGCUGUCACGUCAUCGCCUGCGCCCAGUGCGCUGCACGAUGCAGCAACUGUCCCAACUGUCGGGUGAAGAUCACCAGCGUGGUCAAAAUCUAUCUGCCGCCGGAGCUGCGCACCAGCCAAACCGGCAGCGGCGCCACAACCACCAGCAGCAGCAGCAUCAUGGGCGACGGCCAGGUGGAGGAGCAGCUGCUCCAACAGCAGCUGGACGAGAUCUCGGCGGCACCCGCAUCCCUCGAGGCGGGCGCAGAUGCAGGAGUGGGAGUUGGCGGCAUGGCAGUGGGAGCAGGAGCAGGAGCAGGAGCAACCGGACCUGGCGGACAGCCGAAGGUUACGACGGCCGCCUAGAAUUGGUUGUGCUCGCUGCUGUUCCGGCUGAUGGAAUGGGUGUGCGUGCCGAUUGUCUGAGAACCAACAUGAUUCACUAGUGCUCUAUGACCACAACCUAAAAGGGGAACAAACCGACGAGGCAAGCAAGCAACUGGCAGCGUGCAACAUGCCACGUGCAACGUGCAACAUGUCACGUGCAACGUGGGUUUGAAAUCGAUUCGAAGCGGCGUAGUCAGUCUUUCAAACAAUCUUAGCUCUAUCUUUACUCAAGUAUUCUAGCGACAUAAGCAACUGAAACUUUAACUCUAACUCUAGCUGUAACUCUAAUCUACAGAGUAGCCAUAUACACGAUAUAUAUAUAUACCUAAUAUAUAUAUAUAUAUACAUAUAUUUACUAUUUAUAGAUGUACGAACUUCGAGAAAGUGCUAUUUAAACUCGUCUAAGACUUCACUGCAUAGCCUAUGCCUAGAAUCUAUAACUGCAGAUUGUUUCAUAUUCAUAUACACACUGUAUACUGUAUACACAUAGAUAUAUUUACGAUCGUUAUAGAUCAGCGAUACCUUAUACGAUGUAGCCCUUGAAUGUACAACAUAGUUACUUACUAAAUGUUAGCAAUUUUACCAACUAAAACUCGAGAUGUAUUUAUUAACGCCUAAACUCUUUAGUAUUCCACCCUACCCAAAGGAACCUAUAUAAGAAGCCCCCCAAAUUCUCAUAUAUCUAACCAUGGAUACCUAUUAAAAAACUAUAUGUUAUAGCGUGUGUAUAUAUAGGACAAGCGUACAAUAAUCGCAAACCCAAGGAGCAAAGUAGUACUAAGUACCUGCAAAUCAAACAGAAAAACAUAAACCGAAACUGAAACAGAACACGAAACACGAAAAGUAUCUCUGCAGCGGAUAUUACAUAGUCAAUAGUAAAUGUUAACAAUGUUAUACUAUAUAUACAUAGAUCUAUAUAUAUAUAUAAAUAUAUAUAUAUAUAUAUA